CGUGCAAGAGUGUGUUUUGCUUGUGGAAUGUGGGAGUUGUCCCCACGCGCUUUACGAACAACCGACCCGUCCAAACAGUGCGCGUGUGGCAGAGGAUGUCACACCAACCAAAACUGCGAACGCACGCUCACGGUAGAGUCUUUGAUCGGUUAUUGGAGGAAAAUCCGCCGUGUAGGCUAGAGUCGGGGCGGGGCGUAAUUACACCGAGUCCCAUCCAUUUAGGGUCAAGUACAACAUUAUUACAGUUGUAACCAGCGUGGGUUCAAAGUUUGUUUUGUAUCCGGAAACCCAUCACGACAGAUCGCACACAUCAAGCGGACGAACUGCUUUCAGAUUCGAUCCUGUUUUUGUUUUUCUUGUGUUAAUCCCCACGCUCGCGCUAAAUCUGCGCGGGAUGGAUCGCGAGGCAGCCCUAACGGCCAGUAUAAUUCGUUAGCAUCGCAUCGACUAGCUCCACAGUUUCGUCCCCGUGCACGGGGCUACGGUGCGGUCGGACGUGGAUCGAGGCGACCCCUCUGCGGGCUGCUCUGCCGAGGCGGUGGGCGUGUUUUUCUCCUUGUCUCGGCGUGCUAGCAUGUGAGCUGGCGCCAAGUUCUAGGCGUGAAAAAAGAAACAAGAUUUACAAGUUACGGACAGGAGUAAACCAGCAAAAGUCACGUUACGCGUGAUCGGAAAAGUUACACACAGUAGCGAUGGAGUCGGCCGUUAGUACAUCCACUCAAGUGCCAGAUGAGUUUGACCGGAACGUUCCGCGGAUCUGUGGUGUGUGUGGAGACAAAGCUACCGGCUUUCACUUUAAUGCGAUGACUUGCGAGGGCUGCAAAGGCUUCUUCAGGCGCAGCAUGAAGCGUAAGGCCAGCUUUACCUGUCCAUUUAAUGGAAGCUGCACCAUUACUAAAGAUAACCGGCGACAUUGCCAAGCCUGCAGACUCAAGCGUUGCCUGGAUAUUGGCAUGAUGAAAGAGUUUAUUCUAACGGACGAGGAGGUUCAGAGGAAAAAGGAUCUGAUUCAGAGAAGGAAAGACGAGGAGGCGAUGAAGGAGGCGCAGAAGCCCCGACUCACGGAAGAGCAGCGCAACAUCAUCAGCAUGCUGGUGGAGGCGCACCACAAAACUUACGACGAUUCCUACUCCGACUUCUCACGCUUCAGACCUCCAGUUAGAGAAGGUCCAGUUACACGUAGUGCCAGCCGAGCAGCGUCUCUCCAUUCGCUGUCGGAUGCCUCCUCUGACUCCUUUAGCCACUCUCCAGAAUCAGGAGAUCGCAAGAUGAAUCUAAGUAACCUGCUGAUGAUGUAUCAAGAGCAAGGUUUGGGCUCCAGUCCUGAGUCAAAGGAAGAUGAUGGCACCAAUCUGUCCAUGCUUCCUCACCUGGCUGAUUUGGUUUCCUACAGCAUUCAGAAAGUCAUCGGCUUUGCCAAGAUGAUUCCUGGGUUCAGGGAGCUAACAGCUGAAGAUCAGAUUGCUCUGCUGAAGUCUAGUGCUAUAGAAGUGAUCAUGUUAAGGUCCAACCAGUCCUUUAGUCUAGAAGACAUGAGCUGGAGCUGUGGAGGACCAGACUUUAAAUACUGCGUAAACGAUGUGACGAAAGCUGGUCAUACUCUGGAGCUGCUGGAGCCUCUGGUGAAGUUUCAGGUGGGAUUGAAAAAGCUCAACCUACACGAAGAGGAACAUGUGCUGCUGAUGGCUAUCUGCUUGCUGUCACCAGACCGGCCCGGGGUGCAGGACCACGAGCGCGUGGAGGUGCUGCAAGACCGAGUGUCUGAAGUCCUGCAGGCGUACAUCCGCGCGAAUCACCCAGGGGGCCAUCUGCUCUACGCCAAGAUGAUUCAAAAGCUGGCAGACCUCCGCAGCCUGAACGAAGAGCAUUCGAAACAGUACCGCUCCCUCUCCUUCCAGCCCGAACACAGCAUGCAGCUGACACCGCUCGUGUUGGAGGUCUUCGGCGGACAGGUCACCUAACAAUCGCAUCCGAGUUGGGUCAAGAUGCGUGGGUCAGGUGCCAUGACCCAUCGGGCGUAGCGAGAGUUGAGUGAAUGUACGGACAAUCACUUUAAAACAUACAUCCACAGUUUUCAGGACGACUCAAAGAGUGCGUGCGUGAGCGUUUUCCUCAUUUUUAGGCCCUGAUGGAAUGCGCAGGCUUAUUUCUCACUUUUUGGUAUUGGGGGUAAAUCUCUACCAUGGCUUUAAACAUGAUAAAUUGUGUUAAAUAGAGUUUGAGAGCAAUUAGUACCCCGAAAGCAUCGUCAGAUUAGCCAAAUUAUUUUACGGCCAAACACGUGCGUAACUGUAAAUACUGGAUGCUUAAUGGGCCUGCAUAUAAUUUACAGUAUGGUAUGGCUAGGGAGCGACACAUGUUUUUUUAACGCAAAAAUCUGUAUUUUUCACUGUGGCAUCCGAGUACAGUAUACCUUACUGUAUCGCCAACAGUAUUACACUGCAUGUGUAGCCCUUUACAGGAUGAAUGUGUGUGUGUGCGUGGUCCCGCAUGCUUCCCCAACAGCGCUGUCCACCUCCUUUCUUCACCUCCUGCCUUUAAACGCAGUGUCGAAAGUACUAAUGCAGGCACGCAACACUAACCCGCCCCUCGCCUAGCCACUUAACCAGUUAAACGGCAGCUCCGCCCCCUCUCCUCUCCAUCCCAGGUUGUUGCCGAAGCAAUGGCUGUCUUUACUGUUAUUUGCCUGCGCUUUGAUUGGGCAUUUACCCUUACGCCUGUACAAAAAGUGGCCAGUGCCGCAUUAGCAUUUAUCACACAGCUAUCCUGUAAAUAUAACUAUAUUCGUACUUUCUCGAAUAAGUGUAAAUACAGUUUGAUAAAAGCUUACUUGGUGGAUAUAGCCGAGGGUGACCCUGCAGCCCUAGCUACCCAUGUAAGCAUAUUAACGAAUAUGUAAGCGUAAGAUAUUACAAUUUUAGCUACGUGUUAAAUCGAACGUAUAGGAAUUGGAAUAAUGGUUAAUUAAGAGUUUUACCUCCAAUGUUGUAAAUCCUAUAGUGUGCUAUAGGUGGAUUUCUCCAUGGGUCAUGUUUUAUUUUGUCCUCUUGCAUUCCAUUAUUCAUUUUUUUUUUUUAAGUUACCUUGAGCUCACAGGUUUGACCCAGUUAAGACUAAGACUCAUUUAAUUUAGUUUUUUAUGUACUUUGUUUCACAUCUGCAAACAGCAUGAUGAAGGUAUAAUCAGGGGGCGAACACAAAAAAUAACCAAGGGACAUUUUUAGUCGAAAUCAUAAGGAAGUCCUCAAAUGCAAUGCGAAAAUAUGAUCCAAACCUGUUGUUCAAAUUGCUUUGUAUAAAAUAUUCAAGCUUUUUCUGUCGCUUUAAGGUGUCUUUAAAUAGCACAUAAUAUGAUUUCUUGUCGUUUAUCAUCUGUAUCUCCAGUGUUACAUGGCACCUGCGUUUUAUCCAUAUUUGUUGGCACAGGCUUGUACUUCUUCAAAGUAUCAUCUGAGUGCUGUAUAACACACAACAUUAUAAGGGUCACCUACCGCAAAGACGGCUAUAGUAUAGACUUUAAUGCAUGUCUUUGGACGCAGUAUUUUCCCAAUAUCCACUGCCUGUUUUACGUCAGCCGAACCAAACACAACUGCCUUAGCUUGGCCUCACAGUUAAUUGUAAUUUAUCUUUAACUUAUGCAUUUUUUGGUCUUGUAGGGUGUUUCUAGGGAUCGAUGUCUUUUGCUUCACUGUGUAUAAUAGAUGUGGAGGAGGGCUAAUAUGUCUGAUUUGUACGCUUUUAAUCUACUUCUCUGUCAGGGCUCAGGGUCAUUAGGAAAACUUUUCUGUGGUAUGGGAGUAAUGAAGAUUGUCGUUCGUUUCGUGUUGGAACCGGGUCGGGUGAUUUAUCGAUCACGUAGGCUGAAUUUAACUACCUGGAAACUGCUCUCGCUCGGUAGGGCCAGAUCAGUGCGUGUGUCUGUGGUUGCGAGCGUUGAAAAAGCAAACGGAGAGACGUAUAGCAUAUAUUUACCGGGCAUUGUAUAUUUGGCCCGGGCUGAGAUGGAUUGUUUGCGUGUGUUUGUGUGCGAGUGAAGGAGAAAGUACGCGAGUAGGUUAGCUAUCAUUUCCUCAGUACACACUUGUUAUUACUAAUAAAUAACUUAGUCAUGGCACUUAAGAUUUAAUGAUAUGGAAGGUUUGAUAUAUAUAUAUAUAUAUAUAUAUAUAUAUAUAUAUAUAUAUAUAUAUAUAUAUAUAUAUAUAUAAUCUACGAGUAUUACUUCUUUGAAAAAUUAAAAAAAUUAAAAUAUUUUCUUGUAGACUAGUUUUGAUAUUCUGGUAUUAGUGUACAGGUGGCGCACAGGGCAGAUGUUAUGUAUGUUUGUUUGUUUGUUUGGAUAAGUAUGCGCAAUAUGUAGGAAAGUAUGCGAACUUUCUGCCCGGUGUAGGUAAUUAUAUAUAAAUAUAAAUUUAUAUAUAAUUACUUUCUUUUUUUUUGCUCUUCUGACUGUCUAUUUUGUCUUCAUGCCUUUUCUCUAUACUAAGCUGCUCAGUUCUUUGUGGAAUGAGGGGCGUUGAUUCGAUUUUAAAACUGGAGAUGAUGAAAUCUUCCUUUAAGUCUUUAUCUAGAAAUUAUACAGACUUACUUGUUUUGUUCUGAUUUAGUGCUAAAAUAUAUAUUUUUUGAUGAUAUCCCUGCAAUUCUCAGCAUAAACACAGAUCAGACAAAGCAAGACAACGUGUAAACCGUUGCAUGAUAAUUAUGGUGAGACAUGAGAAAGACAGUGAUGAAAAUGAUGUUGGUCUCUUUUCGGAGUCCAAAAUGUAACCAUAACAAACUACCUCUCUGGGGAACGGACACAUUUGAUUUGUAUUUUUUUAUGAUUCAUGUUUGUAUUUAUUGCUGUGCAGUGGCUCACACGGACAACACAGUACCUCAUGUAAUGAAUCUCACUUAACAACGAAGACGCCUUAACAGCUUUUGUUUCUUUUAAAACUGUUAUUAUUUUCUCCGUGUACGGUCUUUGUAUCCGUAGCUUUCUUCGGCACGAACAUUUACGUACACAGACCUACAGACUCACACACAUGCGCGUUCACAAGAAAGCUGAACUGUUUAAGGCGUGGUCACUUCCAUGAUUGACAGUGUUCAGUUGCUGCUGGGAUUGGUUGGCCCCUCCUCAGGCCCCUCCCCAUUCAUUCUGACUGCUCGGUUGGAUUUUGCUGCUCCGCAAAAAUAUUUACACAAAUGAACGUAACCAUGACAGAGCGUGACCUCGCUCUCUAUCUCUUUUUAACGGUGUUCGUUUGUCAUCUUUCGUGCUCUGCAAAACACACUAGCUCAAAUGUUACCUCAUACGAAAAAAAUAAUUCCUCUACCGUCGAUACCUCAAGCCAGGUCAAUCCUAAAAUUUACACGAUGGAUGACAGACGCACCCGUAAGAAAGGGAAAGAGUUCGAGACGUGCUCUUUACCUCAUCUCUUCUGUCUUGGCACCAAAAGACGGGAGAUCGCAAGUUGGUGGUGAUAAAUGGCUCUUAAAGGGAAUAGUUCACCCAAAAAUGAACAUUUUGUCAUUUUUAACGAAAACCAAUAAAUUAUACUUAAAAGAAAAGAGUAAAAGGCAGUGAAAGAGGUUCAAACCAUUGUGGCUUUUAAGACAAAAUUUUAAAUGACUGCUGUAAUCAUGUUUUUUUUUACAUCAUGGUUAUAGUCAGUACCAUGUAUAGUAUGGUAGCCAAAGUAGUAUAGUCUUAGAAUAGUCUUUGGCCAAAAAGUAACUAUUCCUUUUUUUUUAUAUAUAUUGAUAUAUAUAUAUAUAUAGUGUCGGUCACAGAAGAAAGUCCAUGAGGGGUUUGAAUGACACGAGAGUGACUAUAUUAUGACAAAAUGUUUAUUUUUUGAGUGAACUGUCUCUUUAAGUGCUUAGUACCGGAACGAAAACUGCAAUACAACUGCUAGCUGUUUACAGGCUUACGUUAGUUUGCCUGCUCACCAGGACAAAACCUCUUGAAUAAUACCAUUCAUACAACUCAAUGGUUGAAAUUGCCUCUGUUUUUCUUUAGAUUUUCUUUUUCAUUAUAAAGUAUUGCAAAUUCAUGUUCAUGAUUUCAUGUAAUAUUGGUCAAAUGUUUUACAAAUCAAUAAAAGAAUAUAAUAAUAAA
Molecule: messenger RNA, 6103 nt
Organism: Misgurnus anguillicaudatus (oriental weatherfish)
Lineage: Eukaryota; Metazoa; Chordata; Actinopteri; Cypriniformes; Cobitidae
Gene: vdrb
Product: vitamin D receptor b
Biological process (GO): negative regulation of transcription by RNA polymerase II; positive regulation of transcription by RNA polymerase II; cell differentiation
Cellular component (GO): nucleus
Molecular function (GO): zinc ion binding; vitamin D response element binding; nuclear receptor activity
Source: RefSeq, a predicted model, not a curated record